UUCUAACGUACGCCGAUGGCGUAAAAUGCACCAUGCUGACAGCUUGUAUAUAUGAGUAGAAUCGCAUCCGAUCGUUCUUCGAAUUCUAUUUGAAAAAUCUGAGUUUGAACAGAGAUCUCUCUUCUGUCUCUCUCAAACCCUAAGUUCCCUUCGAUUUUUCUGCGAUUUUGAUAGUUUUCCGUGCGAAAAUGACUGCAAAAGCAGUUCAGUUCUCCGACGCGCUCCUUGUUUCCGUAUGUUUCUUUCGCCGCAACGCAAAUCCAAGGCAGCAAAGAUGCUGCCGCUCGAAAAGAUCGUGAAAAUCCGCGUCUCUCGAGCUCGAAAACUCUAGAUCUGGUUGAAGAUUCCCGUACCAGAAGUUCAGUCCUUGUUCUAGUCUUUCAAUCCUAUUCGAAAUCGCCAAUCUGUCUCGGAGAAGGAUUCCGUUACAAAAGUCGUAGACUUAUACGCGAAAACAGCAUUCAUUUCGAAAUCUGAGGUCGAAUUCUGAAAAACUGCGAUUUUUAUUCCAGCCAGUCUAGUCCGAUUGUGUUGUAAGAUCUGCGGAAAUGCGAUGCCUUCGAAAUCUGAGGUGAAACUUUGUGUUUCUUCUUCGUAGUCCGCUUAAAUGAGCUGAUUUCAAAAUCGGAGCUCGAAUCUUCCAAAAAUCUGUGAUUUUUUUAUUUCGAAAAUCAUUUAUCGUCUUUGAAUUUAGUUGUAUUGAAGCUAAAUAAUCCUCGAGCUCUCUUAAUACAUUCCGAUUCGGAGUAGAAUCAGCUCCACUUCGUUCUUACAAAGCGUUAAUGUGUUAGAAUUCGGGAUUUUGUCAUUUUUCUAUAUGAAGGAAUUUGAACCAACACAGCGGAGAAAAUAUCCGAGGAUUUGCUUUUAUUUGCUUGAAUCUUACUCGGAAUUUUAUGGCCAGAUGCCCAGAUAAAGUACGUGGUGUAGGGAUUUCCAUAACUGCGGGUUCGGCUGUAUAGGAAGUUUUCGGAGAUUGCAAAAUCCAGAAGCUAGGUUUUCUGGUUGUUGAGGGAGAUAGAGGGAGAUGGAUCAUUUGCUGCUUCCUACUGUAGGACCGCCAAUAAAGAGGCGAGCUGGUUUGCGGAGGAAGCAGGCGGGGAGAGGAUCUUACAGAGGCAGCUAAGGGAUGGAAGUUGCGAGAAUCGGGGUUGUUCUGAAGUUUGACACUGGUGAGGGUGGGGCAGUUGAGAGUUUGUUAGAGUUCUAGGGUUCAAAUGGGGGAGGGGAUGGGGGAUCGCUUGCAGCAGAUUCUCAGAAGCCUCUGUUUCAAGACACAGUGGAAAUAUGCGGUGUUUUGGAAGCUCAAACACAGGGCUCGCAUGAUGUUGACUUGGGAAGACGCUUAUUAUGAUAAUCAUGAAGAACCUAAUCCUUCUAACAGCACUGUCGCAAGCAUUCUCUCUUCCGAAACCCAUGACAGCCAUCGUAUGGGAGACCCACUUGGAUUAGCUGUGGCAAAGAUGUCGUACCUUGUGUAUUCUCUUGGGGAAGGGAUCAUCGGGCAAGUGGCAUUUACUGGAAAACAUCGGUGGAUUUUUGCAGACGAACCUGCAUCUAAUUACUGGUCAUCAUCUGAGUAUGCAGAUGGAUUGCAGGCUCAGUUCUCAGCUGGGAUCAAGACAAUUGCUGUUGUAGCUGUUGUUCCAUAUGGUGUUGUUCAACUUGGAUCCUUAAAUUCGGUUGUUGAGGAUUUGAAGCUAGUGAGUCAUAUCAAACAUGUAUUUGGUUUGCUUCAUAAUUCCUUGGCAUCAUUUAGUUCCAUUUCCGUACAACAUACUCAGAAGAACAUCCUUAAUAUGUCAGCAGAUUUCAAUGAUUGCCUACACAAACUUGAUCUAGUAAGCAACAAAAGCCGUGUUCUUCAGCCUUACUCAUUGCCUUCACUUGGAAAUUAUGACAACCUCUCGCAAUCUGUUCUUCAGAUGCGUGGCUUCCACCAACGAAAUGCAGCCCAAGUUGCUGAUGAACGUUUGGCAGUUGAUUUACCAGCGGUUAGAGCAAAUGGGAGUGUUGAGUCACUCAGAUUGAGAUCUGGUAACGUCACUUCAGAGUUUCAGAAACAGGAACAGUUGAAAGUAUUCAAUAAUAAGAAGUCUGGAGAGAUGAAUACCAGUGGUGGCAUGGAAAUAGGUUUAGGCACGGAGGGUAAAUUUGGGUUAUCCUCGUGCAACGUUUAUUCAGAGAAUGCACUUUUAAAUAAUUUUGGGCUACCGGUUGACACAUGUACAGUUGACCAUCCUUGCUUGCCAUCUGUCCCCGACUUUGCAAAUCGUGAGAGGAUUAAUUUAGAUGGAAUUGGUUUUCUUCAGGAUGAGGCACUGCAAGUACCUCAAUCAUUGGAAAUGCAGCUAGGAUAUGAAUCAGAAAAGAAAUCAAUGAUUCCAAUGACAGAAAGUAGCAAUGACCUUGCAAAAGCUCCCUUAAUGUUCUCUGCUGGCUGCGAGCUACAUGAAGCCCUUGGGUCAGCUUUCAAGAAAGAGGAAGAUGCUGGUAUUUGGAGUGAAGCAGGAGAGACAGAGGUUGAAGACCUUGUUAAAGCCCCAGAUGAGGCAGUCAGUAGCUUGUUUAGUGGGUCAGAACAUCUUCUUGAAGCAGUGGUAGCCAAUGCUUGCGCUGGUGCUAGCAACAUAACAAGUGAAAACUCGUUGUGUAAAUCUGGAUGGUCAUCACUGUUGACAACCGAAAAUUCACUUCAGACACCAGACCAUAUUAAGCAUGGGGGCAGUUCAGCAGGUGGUCAAGCACAGACAUCAUCUUUCUUGGCUGAAGAUGGUACACAUCAAAGCAUGGGUUCUGUUGGGCGUUGUGCAGAAUCUUUUGUUUUGAAGUCUCCAAAAGAGACAUCAUCAAUGACUCCAAGUGCUUGUAGCGGGCUAUCCGAGAGGCAGACGGAGCCAUCAAAAGUUAACAGAAAGAGGGCUAGACCUGGUGAAAGUUGUAGACCACGGCCCAGGGACAGACAGCUGAUCCAAGAUCGCGUCAAGGAACUACGAGAGAUUGUGCCCAAUGGGUCCAAGUGCAGCAUUGAUGCAUUAUUGGAGCGCACAAUCAAGCACAUGAUCUUUCUACAAAGUGUUACUAGCCAUGCUGACAAGUUAAAGAGAUGUGCAGAAUCAAAGAUUCUUAAUCUUCAGCUUUGUGGCAACGGAAGUCAUUUAGUAAGGACCUGCAGUCAAGACCGUGGUGCAAGCUGGGCUCUAGAGGUGGGAAGCCAGUUCAAAGCUUCCCCUAUAGUAGUGGAAAAUCUAAACAUGAAUGGGCAGAUGCUAGUUGAGAUGUUGUGCGAGGAUUGCAGCCUUUUUCUUGAGAUAGCUGAGGUAAUUAGAGGCUUGGGUUUUACCAUCUUAAAAGGUGUAACAGAAUCCCGUGAGGAGAAGACAUGGGCAUGCUUUGUUGUUGAGGGAAGGGGAAAUGAUGGCUUGCAGAGGAUGGAUAUAUUGUGGUCACUCAUGCAGUUACAACAAUCAAAGACGAGCAUCUGAUGGGGCUCCUGGUGGCUACAAGCAUGUGCCCUCUAUUAAAUGCUCUGAGUCGGCUUAUUAGUCCUGACCGUGAUUGGCGUUUCAGGCUCAUGCAUGGCUCCUCCCUCGGUUGUAGAUGUUUCAUUUUUCUUUUGCUCCAUUGUGGGCCUUUAUUCGAAUGUUUGGGUAUGAUUUUUUGUUAGUGUGAUGAUGAUUUGGCAGAUGUCCUCUUCAUUGUUUGAGAAGAAGCUUUGAAAUGUUGGGUGUUCUUUUCUAUUAGGGUUUUGGCAUAUAGCCUCCUGAAGGGGGGAGGCGUUUGUUAUAAAUUAAAAAAUAAUACUACUACUAAUCUAUGCUUUUUGGUUCUUAAGUCACCACCACCUCGUCGCUCAAAAGCCAUGCUUGAAGAAUUGAAAACACUACUCACACAUCUCAGUCAAGUCGGUUGACUCAACAAAACUCGAUGGCACACAACCUAACUUACGAAGACUCUAUUUAUGAACAUCGAAUAUUAAAUCUUAUGGAGUCUAGUGAAAUCAGCUUUCCAAA
Messenger RNA from Magnolia sinica, 4013 nucleotides. Its product is annotated as transcription factor EMB1444. Gene Ontology annotation, molecular function: DNA-binding transcription factor activity; protein dimerization activity. The transcript is spliced from 11 exons. NCBI's taxonomy places the organism in Eukaryota, Viridiplantae, Streptophyta, Magnoliopsida, Magnoliales, Magnoliaceae. Gene Ontology annotation, biological process: regulation of DNA-templated transcription. Bases 1218 to 3485 code for a protein of 755 amino acids. The record is from RefSeq and is a predicted model, not a curated record.